GGGCAUCAAGAACCCUUUUCUGAAGUUGUCCUCCUCCCUAAAAAAGCCCUAUUUUCCUCUGCCACUCUCAGUCCUCGCAGGUACUAAUCAUGUUAUUAUUAUUUUUUGCAACCCCCGUUUGAUUCCCAAGAAAAUCCAUCCCCCAUUCGAUUUCCGGGAAAAUUCAUCCUCGUUUGAUUUCUGAGAAAAUCCAUUCAAAACCCCCAAAGAAAACCAAAAAAAUUGCUUUUCUUUUGCUCCCUGUGUUUUCUGGAUCUGUUUUAGGGGUCUCUUUGCUCUUGUGCCAUUGGAUUUAAAUUUCACGAACCCUAAAUCCACGAUUUUUGAGCCAGGCUGAAAAACACAACCUUUGCCUGCAAAUCAUGAUCAGAUUACCAAAUAGCAUUUUAUGUUUUUUUAAUAUAAAAAAAAAUUGGACAGAUUUUGUAUCCUGUGCGCGGGCUGGACUGGUAGGAAAUAUCGGGAAAUUUCCCGAAAAAUCGGUAAAAAUACCGAAAUAUCGGCGAUAUUUUCGGCCAUUUUUUGAAAUUCUCCUCCGGUUGCUCCGCGCGUCAGCUCCACUCGCGAUUUUAUCUUCGAUUUAUCGGUGCUUCGCCGAUAUUGCCGAUUUUUUUAUGAUAUUCCCGGGAAUCGAUAAUCGGGGCGAAUAUCGUAUCGAGGGCGACCGAUAUCCGAAAUUUCAAAGAAAUAUCAGCGAUAAAUUCCGAUUUUUCAAUCCAUGACUACAAUACACAUAUCAUAUCGGAGAAGGUGUCCACUGUUUAAACUCCUUAUUGGUGUCACUCUUUGAUUUUGGUAGUCCAUUCUUAUCUGGAUGACACGAAUGUCCCACCAUUCUCCCACUUUUUCGCCUCAUUUGUUUUAAUUAGAAUUUGAAAAUAAAAACAAUAUAUUGGGUGGAUUAAAAAAUUUACUUUUAUGAAUUCUGUUUCUAAUCCAAAAUUUAGCAAUGAUGUUUAUUUUCCCAGAAUGGUCUGGAGAAUACGAAGCCUACUGGUACUUGGGACGGUGGAACUCCAACGGCAAGUUCCCACGUGAUCACACUCUUCAUGUGAUGCAUGGAAAGUAGUCCCAUAACCAGUCCAUAACCAGUUAGGCUGCACUCUGGGCUGGGCUGACCCAAAACCAGCACAUAGGCUCACUUUGGCUGGGCACUAUCUCCUGUGUGGUUCACACUUCACUGGAACUGGAAUUACAUUCCCAUCCAUGAUUCAGAUGAGUCGAUAAGGGUAACCAAACACUGUUAUCAUGAUCCAUGAAGAACAUGUUGAGUUGAGAACCCGAAAUUGCAGAUUUUAGAAGAGGUGAAACUGCCAUCAGUUCUAGGGUUUUCUUAACUGGAGAUUUAUAUUUUGAAUUACCAGAAUAAUCUGAAAUUCAGGUUUAAUGGGUAUCAAUGAAUUUAAAACACAAUACGUCAGUGAUUCAUUGCAUUAAACUACUGUCAGUUUUGCAACUUUAGUUAAGUUUUUAGAAGCUGGAGAGGAAUCCAUGUGAAGAAGUGUAGUGGUAAUUCUAGGGUAUUUGGGUUUUUCUUCAGGAAUAAUUUGUGAAUUAUUGAAUGCUCAACCUAGUGUGUGUAUGUGUGUGUGUGUGUAUUUAUUUAUUCAUUUAUUUUCUGUAUAAGUUGCCUGAUGCCUUUGAUUUUUAUAGCUCAGAGUAAACUCCUUGGUUGAAGAAAUCUAAUGGUGGUCAAGAUGGUGAAGAGGAAAAGGGGUUCAGAGAGAAAUUCAAAAACUGGUUUUGAGCAUUUUCUUGAAAUGGAUAUGAAGAAAAAUAUUACUGCUAAAGAUGAUUUGAAGUGGGAAAGAAAAUUAGCAAAGAAACUUAGGGUUAAGGAAGGGAAACUAUGGGGAGUGGAUGAUGGCAUCAAUUCUUUAUUUGAAGAAAUCCCAUCUGUUGUCGAUUCCCUAGGGGAGGGAGAAAUCUUGGAGGCUCAAAAAUUUUCUUUGGGAAGUUCAGUGAAGAAGAGGAAAAAAUCGGGGCUAGUUGUGGAAACCAGUAGUGGAGAUGUGGCAUUGGAACACGUUUCUAUCAAGAUGUGUUCAAGUAAGAAACAUGAGAAGGAGUUAUUGGAGCAAGGGCCAGAAGGUGAGAUGGCCCACAUGGUGGCAAUUAGGGUUGCAAAGCCUGUCAAAACAUUUGGUCCAGAGGUCGUAAUGGAAAAAGCACCUGCAUUAGAGGAAAGUAUAAAAUACAAAGCUCCAUACUUGAGAUCUUGUGCAGGAAAUGACUUAGAAGAGUAUCAUCAAAUUCAGAGACAAAUAAGAGGUCUUUUGAACAGGCUUUCUGAAUCUAAUUUGGAAUCUAUUACCAAGGAAAUGGUCACAAUCUUCCAUUCUGUUGAUCGCGGUGUUAGUUCUCAGAUUAUCACUGAGGAGGUUUUGGCAUCAUGUUUUGGAGGUCAACGUGGCAAUGAACAGUAUGCUGCAGUUUUUGCAGCUUUUGUUGCGGGCAUGGCUUAUCUUGUUGGGAAUGACUUUAGUGCAGAGCUUGUGGCUUCUCUUGCUAAAUCUUUUGAGGAUGAGUGCUUGAGAAAUGACGAACUUUCGUUGAGAAAUCUGACUCUUCUACUUUCCUAUUUAUACAUUUUUAAUGUUUUCACAAGUGAUUUAAUAUAUGACUUGCUGAUCAUUUUGAGCAAACAAUUGCUGGAGAUCGAUGUCUCUACCAUCUUGACUAUUCUACAAUGUUCUGGUAUGAAACUAAGGCAUGAUGAUCCUGUUGCCAUGAAAAAUUUUAUUCUGAGUGUUCAGAAUAGGAUGAAUGAGCUGAAGGCCACCUCUGAAGAUGGCAAGUCAAACAUAAACAACAAAAGAAUGGAGUUCAUGCUCGAAACCAUAUGCAAUAUCAAGAACAACAAAAAGAGCCCUAAAGAGGACACUCUGCAAUAUGCACAGAUAAACAAAUGGUUACAGAAGCUAAGAGUAGAAGAUAUUGUAAUUAGAGGGCUCAAAUGGAGUAAGCUGCUUGAUCCAGACAAAAGUGGCCACUGGUGGUUGUCCAGUAAUAUGGCUUUCCUAGCAGACAACAAUGCUGAAGAAGUUGCCGCCAGAAUUGAGGGGGACGUUCUUGAAGUCCAGAAAAUGCUGCAGCUUGCUGCCACACUAGGGAUGAACACAGAUGCCAGAAGGGCAAUCUUUUGUGUAAUAAUGACUUCAGUGGAUGUCCUUGAUGCAUUUCAGAAACUUCUGAGGUUGGAUUUGCCUGGGAAGCAGGAUAGAGACAUCAUGCGAGUUAUCCUCAUAUGCUGUUUACGGGAGGAACUAUUUAACAAAUAUUACACCAUUCUGGCAUCACAUUUGUGCAAACAUGACAAAAACCAGAAGUAUACUUUGCAGUGUUGCCUCUGGGACCAUUUCAAAAGGCUGGAAUCAAUGGACCCGAUGACAUCUUUGCAUCUGGCAAGAUUUGUCGAUGAGAUGCUUGCUUCUUUCACACUCUCUCUGGCAGUUCUGAAGACCGUUGGACUGAGCGACUCCAAGCAGCUCACCCCAACAAGGAUUAUGCACUUCCGGAUGAUAUUUGAGGCUAUAUUUCAGAAUCCAGAUAGGGUGGUGUGGAACAUAUUUAAGCGCAUAGCUGCCACUCCUGAUCUUGAAACCCUUCGCAAUGGCAUCAAGUUCUUCAUCAGGGAGUAUGUGGUGAGCAGGAAUAAAGGCUUUGCUGGAAAAUUCAAAGUUGCAAAGAGAGCCCUCAACAGUGUGGAAGUUCUUUUGUAUUGAGUUGGAAGAUGGGGUUAGUGGUAAGGCCAAGUUUUGGUAGUUUAUUCAUUAGUCAAAGUUACUUUGUUGGCAUCCAAAAUUGCUUUGAUGCUAUUGUGGGGUAAACAACCACCACAUCUUAGAGGAUGAGCAGUCAUUUAGAAAUGAAGGAUUAUAGUAUCUAUUUGGAAAGUUAGUUUUAUUA
This is a messenger RNA of Vitis vinifera (wine grape), 3909 nucleotides long. RefSeq lists its product as uncharacterized. Gene Ontology annotation, molecular function: RNA binding; protein binding. The record is from RefSeq and is a predicted model, not a curated record. NCBI's taxonomy places the organism in Eukaryota, Viridiplantae, Streptophyta, Magnoliopsida, Vitales, Vitaceae. The transcript has 11 exons. Gene Ontology annotation, cellular component: nucleolus. Gene Ontology annotation, biological process: ribosomal small subunit biogenesis. The coding region runs from base 1686 to 3725 and encodes 679 amino acids.